This is a messenger RNA of Trypanosoma cruzi, 2610 nucleotides long. RefSeq lists its product as uncharacterized. Bases 1 to 2610 code for a protein of 869 amino acids. Gene Ontology annotation, biological process: regulation of gene expression. Lineage: Eukaryota; Euglenozoa; Kinetoplastea; Trypanosomatida; Trypanosomatidae. The transcript has a single exon. Gene Ontology annotation, cellular component: nucleus; cytoplasm. The record is from RefSeq and is a predicted model, not a curated record. Gene Ontology annotation, molecular function: mRNA binding.
AUGCAUGCAUCCCCUACUGUGAAGGGGAAAGGAAAAAAACAAAACGCUUUGCAAAAAAUUUUAUUGAUUGGAGUUGGUAUGCCCGAAGCUCCAACCACCUUGCUGUCCUUGCCGCAACUCGACCUUAUUGCAGAUCCACAUGCGCGUUCCCUCUUAGAAGAAGAGCGAGGGCUGCGAGAGCGGUGCGACAAAAACCGUGAGGCGCUGCGUAAAAUUCUCCGAGAGAAGAGUAGUUGUAUCUCCGAGCAUGCCCCAAAGGUCAAUAGUUUUGUAGCGGAAAUUACAUCCACGAUUGAUGCCCUCGUUCUGAAGAAGGAUAAUUUGAUUGCGGAGCUUGACAAGCUUAAGUCGCUGCAGUUUGAGUUGUCAAACUUACGGCGGGAUCUUCGGGUGCUGGAGCACGACAUCAGCACACUUGCGCAGGCUGCACGAGAUGCGGAAGUCCUGCUGGAGAGCGAAAUGUGUGAACUCAAACGCGUGCGUGAGGAGCGCGAGGCGCGCGUGGGUCGCAUGCGCUUUGCGACGGUGGAGCAGGCGGAGAAGGAGCUGCACCGCCUCGAGCGGGAGCUGGCGAAGGCAGGUGAUGAAAAUUGUAACACUGCCGUGAAUUUAAGCAGACGAACACAAGCAGCGCGAGCGAGGCAGGAGCGGCAGGAAAUCGCUGCCUUGGAUGCUCGUGUCUUGGCGCAGGAUCUCCGUGUGGAGAAGUGCCGCGCAGAAAUUGAGGCGAGGACGGCGGAGCGACAAGAAAAGGAGGAGGCGAAAAAGACACUGAAGGAACACCUACAAGCACUCAAUGAGGACCCCGCCAAACGCGAGGUGCAGUUUGGUGCAGUACGCAGCGAGCUGGCGAAGGUUCAGCAGGAGCUUGCGGAGGCACUUCGAAGGCGAAAGGAGAAGCGCCCGGCUAGUAACGAAAUGGACUCACUACAAAAGGAACAUGAUGCGCUGGUUGCGGAAAUGCAAGCGGACGACAAAUGCCUUGCCGAUUUACGGAAGCAGCUGCCGUUUCGCACAUUUGCAUAUCCCCCGGAACUGAAAAUGGCGCUCGUGGGGAAAGGUGGGGCGACGCUGGCGCAGCUGCAGGUAGACUUUGGGGUUGCCGUCUGCAUUGACGGGGUAGAGAAUGGCUGUGGCUUUGUUUUUGGUGGCGAGGCGGAUGUAAAUGCGGCUAUCGUAGCCAUUGGGGAGAUUAUUGCCGCGGAAGAGGCGUGCAGCCACAAGGUGGUUUUGCGGUACGAUGCCGCACUGCGGACAAAUCUUAUUGGCAAACGUGGGACGAAUGUGCGUCGCAUUGAACUGGAGAGCGGCGCCAAAUUGGAUGUUGAGCGGGACGCAGUGACGUUGCGGGGAACGCAGAAAGCCGUUGAGGCGGCGCGGGAAUUAGUAGAAACUUUUCUCAGAGGCCAGCACCGCGCGGAGAUGCCGCUUCUCGCUGAUGAGAUUCCCCAUGUAAUCGGGAAGAACGGUACUGUUAUUAAUCAGAUGGAAAAGGAGACCGGCGUUCGCAGCCUUCGUGUGGAUCGUGAAGCACAAAAGAUAAUUGCCAUCGGCGAGCAGACACGCGUUGAGGAGGCGAUGCGCCGCUACAAGGAGCUACUUGCAGAUGUUCGCCAGUCACAGCCUGUAGCAGAAUGCGACAAGACCACACAGGGCGAUGUCGCGGGGUCUGAGAGCCGCACCGUGCAGGAUGUAGAGGCCGCCACAGGGGUGUUUGGACACGUAAAGGACAGCAUGAUCUCUCCCAGCGGAACAUCACAGUCAGCGGGGGCGGCGCGUGUGUUGCCGCACAAGGCGCAAUGCACUGAGGCACGUGUGCCGAUGGAGCGAUCACUGAUGCAACUACUGACAACCGCUCUAGUGGAGGUCAAUCGUGGUCCUGGUGGUGAUAACGAGGAAAAGAGGGAAUUGGAGGCUGUGGCGAAUGAGGAGAACCGCGAAGAAGAGCCCGUGGGAGUGAAAGGGGCGGGAGAGGCGGUGGAGAAGAAAGAAAGGCGACACGAUAAAGGGACUGGGAGUAGAGCCUUGACACCACUGCAGGUGAUCCAGCAGAGAUCGCAGUGUAAACAUGUGAAGCCGGUUCAUUCGGAAGGGAUCAUUUGUCUUUGCGGAGAGCCGAAGCAUAUCCAACACGCUCGCAUGAUGCUGGAGGAAUUUGCGCUGCAAUAUCGUCCCCGCGCAAUUCACGUUUAUGUCCCGGAGAUUUUGUUUACUUGUAUCACACAACCGAGCGGCAAGAAGCCGUCACUGGUGAGCGAAUGGUCGAAGGGUUACUCCCCACUGCUGAGCAUAGAGCUGAAACCCAAGGAGGAGGAGGUGAUUGUCGGAUCUUUCAUUGCUGAGGAAGCGAGGGCGGUUGCCGAAACGGUACGGGAGUUCACAAAGGCGAAGGAAGAAUCAUUGGUGCGUCGUGUGCGCCCGUUCCCACAGAACCGCAUUGGAACGCUUUUGGGGAAAGGCGGCAAGAAGCUGAGGGAGCUUGAGAAAAAAACGGGGACGCAUAUCGUUUUGCGGCGGGACGCUGGCGAGGUGCAGGUGUUUCACGCCGAUGGCGAUGAAGCUGCACUGGCGGAAGCGGUGGAUCUAAUUAUGACGGUGGCGAAGUUAUGA